Messenger RNA from Rhineura floridana, 933 nucleotides. Its product is annotated as cyclin-dependent kinase 5 activator 1-like. Lineage: Eukaryota; Metazoa; Chordata; Lepidosauria; Squamata; Rhineuridae. The record is from RefSeq and is a predicted model, not a curated record. Gene Ontology annotation, biological process: brain development; positive regulation of cyclin-dependent protein serine/threonine kinase activity; activation of protein kinase activity. Gene Ontology annotation, cellular component: protein kinase 5 complex; cytoplasm. Bases 1 to 933 code for a protein of 310 amino acids. The transcript has a single exon. Gene Ontology annotation, molecular function: protein kinase binding; cyclin-dependent protein serine/threonine kinase activator activity.
AUGGGGACGGUGUUGUCCCUUUCUCCUGGCCUCCGGAAAGCCAGCUUCUAUGACGAUGGUUCCUCCAGUUCUCUGGCCCACUACCCAGGCCUCGCUGGCGCCAAGGGUGGCGGGCAGAAGGUCGAGAAGGGCGUCAAGAGACACUCCAUGUUCAUCCCGGCCUUGACUUGGAAAAGGCUGGUGGCGUCCACCAAGAAGAAAAGCUCCCGGGCUGGUGGCAAGGGACCCGCCAACAACAACUACCCGCAUGCCAAGGACGUGGCCCAGCUCAACCACGAGAAUGUCAAGAAGUCCCUCUCCUGCGCCAACCUUUCCAGCUACGACGGGAGCGAGCCACCCCUGGCGCCCCUGAGCUCCAAGUGCAUCUCUGCCGCCUCCACCGCAACGCUCAAGCCUGGGAGCACCGGGGGUGCCUCCUCAUCACCCCGCCGGGUGAUCGUCCAGGCAUCCACCAGCGAGCUGCUGAAGUGCCUGGGCGAGUUCCUCUGCCGCCGCUGCUUCCGCCUGAAGCACCUCUCGCCCACCGAGCCCAUCCUGUGGCUGCGCAGUGUGGACCGCUCCUUGCUCCUGCAGGGCUGGCAGGACCAGGCCUUCGUCACGCCUGCCAACGUCGUCUUCGUCUACCUGCUGUGCCGCGAGAUGAUCGACGGGGACGGCGUGGCCAGCGAGCACGAGCUCCAAGCGGCUCUGCUCACCUGCCUCUACCUUUCCUACUCUUACAUGGGCAACGAGAUCUCCUACCCACUGAAGCCCUUCCUGGUGGAGGCCUCCAAGGACGCCUUCUGGAAUCGCUGCCUCCGCAUCAUCAACGCCAUGAGUGCCAAGAUGCUCCGGAUCAACGCAGACCCGCAUUACUUCACUCAGGUCUUUGCUGACCUCAAAAACGAAGGCAACAGCAAGCGUGAGGACUUUGUCCGCAUCUUGGACCGGUGA